CAACUUAAGAUUGACUCGCCCUUUCUCUCCUUCCUUGCUCGGGGGCGCAGCGAUGGCGCAGAGACGGAAGCCCCUGGUCCUGUCCUCCACUCGCGCCCUAAUCGAUUCCGUUCUUAGCUCCGCCAAAUCUCAGGGCGUAUGCUUCGAUGUAUUCGAAGGUUCUGCCGGCGGCGAAACUCGCUCCGCCGCUGAUCGAAGCGGGCUGCCACUGCGAUUGACCGCUGGUAUUCUUCGAUUCACCGCAAGAAACGGCGGCGAUUGCGAUGAGACGGAGAACUCCUUAAUGGUUGGGGUGUCUGCCUCUGUGCUAAAGAGACUAGGCAUUACGUCGGGGUCACUGGUUCUUGUAAAGAACUCUGAGACUAAUGUUGGAAGAGUCACUAAAGUUAAAGUUCUUGAUCGUCCACUUGCAAGGGACAGUCAAGCAAUUUCUGUUUCGUCUUCUACUCCUGUCAUGAAUAUUUUACCUUCUUUCACAUACUCACCUGAAGUUCAUCCUCCCAUCAACCAAGAAGUGGCAUAUGUUACUCCGAUGUUAGCAUUUAAUCUUGGAAUUCAUGUAACUUGUCUUAUGGUUUUGGUUUGUGGUGGUCAAGACUCUUUAAUGUCAUUGUUUGAAGUGGAAGGGAAUAAGCAAGAGAAGAGAGAUUAUCCCCCUCUGUAUGUGGAGCUUUUUCCAUGGCCUAAUUGUCCUAAGUAUGCUUCUCAUCUAAGAAUUUCCUUUGUGAAAAUUCCUGAAUGUGGCGUUCUUGAAUCUCUUAGAGGAAAAUCAGUAAUUGAAGAAGGUGACCGCCAAGAUCUGAUUGAUUUAGCAUUAAAUGAGUACUUUAGUGUUGAUAGAUUUUUGGCAAGAGGAGACAUUUUCUAUGUUCAUGUAGAUUGGCAUUGCCAUUCUGAAAUGUGUGUUGCUUGUAACCAGAAAACUCCCAAAGGAUUGUCCAGUAACAUAAUUUACUUCAAGGUUAUGUCUAUGGAGCCAUUAGAUGAGCUCAUUCUCCGUGUUAACUGCAAUCAAACAGCUUUAGUUCUUGGAGGAAGUGCAGCUUCUGCUAUUCCUCCCAAUGGGCUUAUUGCCAAUUAUGAUGAAUUCAAACCUAUUCAUGUUGAAAUGGUUAAGACAUUGACUUCUAUCCUCACUCCUGCUUUAUGCCCCUCAGCUCUAUUAUCAAAGUUCAGAGUUGCAGUUUUCUUGUAUGGUAGUGCAGGGUGUGGUAAGCGGACUGUUGUUAGAUAUGUAGCCAGACAUUUGGGUGUUCAUGUCAUCGAGUAUAGUUGUCAUGAUUUUAUUGAAUCCUCAGAGAAAAAAGUAUCUGCUGCCCUAACAAAUGCCUUUAAAGUAGCUUCUCGAUACUCACCAUCUAUACUUUUGCUUCGCAAUUUUGAUCUGCUGGCCACUUUAUCUUCCAAUGAAGGUUCAUUGUCUGAUCAAGUUGGCAUUGCGUCUGAAGUUGCAUCGAUCGUUAGGAAGUUCACAGAUCCAAGUUCCAUGAGUGAAGAUUCCUUUAGAGCGAAAGCGACUAAUGAUGCUCCAUUUCUAGUGGAAGUUGAGAAUUUGAACAGACAAAGAGUAUUCCUAGUUGCAGCUGCUAGCAGCUCUGAGGCACUACACCCACAAAUUAGACGAUGCUUCAGUCAUGAGAUAAGCAUGAACCAAAUGAAUGAGGCACAAAGAGUCAGUAUGCUGUCUGAGUCACUCGGAGGAGUUACCAAGAUUGCCAAUAAGGCAGUGGGUGAUGACUUUCUAAAAGAUGUUACUGCUCAAACCUCAGGCUUUAUGCCCCGGGAUAUAAAGGCUUUAAUUGCAGAUGCUGGCGCCAACUUUGUACAUAGAGCAUUGUUUUACAACGCCAAAGUUGAAAAUGGAAAUUUUUCUGAGAUUAUUAUUGAAGGCCAUAGACCUGUACCGAAUGAGAAUUGUUCACAUCCUUUUGCUGCCAAUCUCCUAGAGAAUGAAGAUUUUUCAAAAGCACUGGAACGGUCCAAGAAAAGAAAUGCAUCAGCCUUGGGCACACCAAAAGUGCCAAAUAUUAAAUGGGAAGAUGUUGGUGGACUUGAAGAAGUGAAGAAAGCAAUUCUGGACACUGUCCAGCUACCUCUGCUGCAUAAAGAUUUAUUUUCAUCUGGUUUACGCAAGCGUUCGGGUGUUCUUCUCUAUGGUCCUCCGGGAACAGGGAAGACAUUGUUGGCAAAAGCUGUUGCAACAGAGUGCUCACUGAAUUUUUUGAGUGUGAAGGGACCAGAGUUAAUCAACAUGUACAUAGGAGAAUCUGAGAAGAAUGUCAGAGACAUUUUUCAGAAGGCGAGAGCUGCACGCCCUUGUGUCAUUUUCUUUGAUGAACUUGAUUCCCUAGCUCCUGCUCGGGGAGCCUCUGGGGAUUCAGGUGGGGUCAUGGAUAGAGUGGUAUCGCAGAUGCUUGCAGAAAUUGAUGGCUUAAAUGAUUCUAGUCAGGAUCUGUUUAUAAUAGGUGCAAGUAAUAGACCUGAUCUUAUUGACCCAGCACUUCUGCGUCCCGGCAGAUUUGACAAACUUCUGUAUGUUGGAGUUAACGCUGAUGUAUCUUAUAGAGAGAGGGUUUUGAAGGCUCUUGCAAGGAAAUUUAAACUCCAUGAGAAUGUUUCUCUACUCUCAGUUGCUAAGAAAUGUCCACCAAAUUUUACUGGUGCAGACAUGUAUGCAUUAUGUGCAGAUGCUUGGUUUCAUGCUGCGAAGCGUAAGGUAUCAGAUGUUCGUAUAGACUCUUCGAGCAUUGAUAAAGCAGAUUCAGUCAUCGUGGAAAUCAAUGACUUUAUGAAGGUAUUAGGAGACUUAUCUCCCUCGUUAUCGAUGGACGAAUUGAUGAAAUACGAACGCCUAAGGGAGCAGUUUGAAGGAGGUCCAAGAUGAAGAAGUUCCGAAGAUUAUUGUAUACUAAUUCAUAAAUGGUAAUGUAUAAUUAUCAUUAUAGUUAUCACAAAUUUAAUUUGUUAGAUUUUAAAAAUAAAUUUAAAUUUAUAUGAGUUUGUUUUUUAA
Molecule: messenger RNA, 3010 nt
Organism: Zingiber officinale
Lineage: Eukaryota; Viridiplantae; Streptophyta; Magnoliopsida; Zingiberales; Zingiberaceae
Product: peroxisome biogenesis protein 6-like
Exons: 16
Coding region: 53-2884 (943 amino acids)
Biological process (GO): protein import into peroxisome matrix
Cellular component (GO): cytosol; peroxisomal membrane
Molecular function (GO): ATP binding; ATP hydrolysis activity
Source: RefSeq, a predicted model, not a curated record